GCGAGAAUUCCGGAGAACACGUUCCUGUCAACAACCCCCGCGGCGCGUGCCCGUUGCCACGGAGACCGGCGCUGCCUAGCAAAAUCUGCGCGUGGGACGCGCGCGGGCGGUUUCCCGGGGAAAGUUCUGAGCCCAUGUUGGAAGCCGAGGAGCUUAGGACUGGCGCGCCCGUGUGCAGGAGUGAAGGGAACAUGAGAAGCGCUGGCGGCAGCGGCGGCUCCCGCGCAGGUUCUGCCUGCUCCAGGCUCAUCGACGUGACUAGCAACGCGCCGCUGCUGCUCCCACCCACCGCCACGGCGGCCUCGCUAGAAGCAGAGGGAGCGCAUAAUUACAUCCUCUUGGAUAGUCCUGUCGCUCGAGAACAGCUCUGUCACUACCGGAAUGCAGCGGAAAUGGCCCGUAGUGAACUUGCAGCGUUCCUGGUAAAGUAUGAAUGUGCCCAGGCAGAGAUUCUAGAUCUUAAAUCCACGUUAGCCUCUAAAGACAUCUCUAUCCAGGACCUGAAGGCUGAAGUUGGGAGCUAUAAAGAAAAUGAUGCUAGGCAAUCGUCUCUCCUCUCCUCCAUGCAAAGCAGACUCCAGGAGAUGGAGAAGGAAUCUGGUACAAUUGCCAUGUCUAAAAAACAAGUGGACCUAAAAGCACAGGCCAUUCUUCAGGAGAAUUUAGAGCUGAAGGAAAAAGUCCAUGAACAAGAAGUUCAGAUCAGAAAAUAUUUGAAUGAGUCUGAAUCAGUGAAGAUCCAAGCCUCUCAGGCUAGCAGGCAGCAUAGUGAAUUUAUUACCCAGCUUUGUCAUUUUUUUGACAUGGACCUCAGAGGGAAAGAAGAACCACAGGAACAUUUGCUCUCAAAGAUCAGUGGCAUGCAUGAAGAGAUUGCAACACUGAAAGAACAAAUUGCCACAUUCAAAGAGACUGCAAAUGUUCAUGAGAUGGAGUUAAAAGCCAAUAGAGAAACCAUCAUGAGGCUUGUUUCAGAACUGAGCAAAGAGCAGAAAAAGACAGCAACCUACUCCCAAGAUAUGGAAAAGCUAAGUGAAGAGCUGAACAGUUCUACAGCAGAUAAGCAGAACCUUGAAAAGGAGAUCAGAAAACUCCAAGAUAGACUGGCUGCUUGUCAAAGUGCUUGGGAAACAUCACAGAAAGAACUGAGCCACCUAAAGGAAUGCUGCAAUGAGAAUGAAGAGUACCUGAAAAGUAGCACAGAGGAAGCCAGGGCUGCAAAAAGUCUCCACAGGACAUUUAAAGAGCAAAUUGCCACUCUUCUUGGGAGUAAUUCCAUUUUAGUCAGUCCUUCAGAGGAAGACAUAAUAGAAAAAAUUCGAGAAAUGUGCCAUGAUGAGGAGAGCAAAAAAACAGUUGUAUCCCAGCUUGAAGCCCGAAUAGCCAAACUAGCAGAGAUGCAGGAAACUCAGAAUAAACUGCACCAAGAAACUUUGCAAAAGACAAGAAAAGCGGAAAGCAAAUCUGAGACACUUCACAAUCAAUUGAUGCGUCUGGAAGGAGAGCUGGUGUCUGGGGACGUGAUACGAGAUUCUUUGAAGCUUGAGAAACAAAAUUAUCUUCAGUUUCUGGAUCAGCUUUCUGAAAAGUUGAAUCUGGACUGUGUGGCAGCUGAUAUUGGAUUUGAUAUGAGGUUGGAGGCUAUAUUGGCUCGUGUGGAGCAAUUGAUCAAACUAGAAGGAGACACAUUGAGAGAAAAUAAAAUCAUGGCACAUAAUCUGCAAAGAAAGCUUAAAACUCAAAAAGAACAACUUGACAAUAAAGUGCUGCAGAUGAAACUUUUGCGUCAGAAGAUAGUUCAGCUGGAAGAAGAGAAGCAAGUGCGUACAGCUCUGGCUGUGGAAAGGGAUGAGGCCAACCUUACUCUCCGAAAGUUACAAAAGAAGGUGGACAGAUUACAGAAUGAACUUGCUUUGGCGAGAGAAGCCAAUACGGACCUGAAAGUUAAACUAGCUGAUGCCAAUGAAUUGAAGAUCAGAACACUGGAGCAGGACAAAACUAUAGAAGAGCUAAGCAAGUCCCAAGAGAAACUGGAAAAGAUGAAGACAAAGGCUGAGAAGCAGCUGAGCUCUGCCAAGUCAGAGUUGCAACUUAAGGAGCGUGAAGCAAAGGAAGACAAAGAAAAGGCCAGAAACAUGCUGGAAUCUGUUUCCAGUGAACUAGCAACAUUUAAAUCUGCUCUGGAUGAAGUAAUGAAAAAAGAGAGACAGCUGGCAGACUUCAGGGAAGUUGUUUCUCAAAUGCUGGGUCUCAAUACUGCUGCUGUUGCCCUUCCUGACUAUGAGAUAAUUACCCGUCUAGAGAGGCUGAUCCAUUCUCAUCAGCAUCACUUUGUCCCCUGCAUCUGCUUCAAAGACAUGCCAGUGAGGCAAGAUGGACCUUUGCAACUUCUUCACUGAACCCGUUCUCUGAAGACAGUAAAAUUCCUUUCCUGCUCGCCCUCUUCUCUUUGCCAAUGUAAAUGUUCCAGAAUGACACAGCACAGGAGUUCAGGGAGUGUAUCCAAUAUUAGUCUAACUUAAGUCCCAUUCAUUUCAGUGGGUCUACUCUGAAUAGGAAUAACAUUGGAUACAAGCCAAAAUAUACAGAGCCAACAGUGAGAAAGCUUUUUAAAAGUGUCUCUACUACUUCUCAUAGGAAGAAGCAUAUUUUUUUCUGAAUAAA
Messenger RNA from Varanus komodoensis (Komodo dragon), 2664 nucleotides. It is a transcript of the gene CCDC170, whose product is annotated as coiled-coil domain containing 170. Bases 135 to 2399 code for a protein of 754 amino acids. The record is from RefSeq and is a predicted model, not a curated record. The transcript is spliced from 11 exons. NCBI's taxonomy places the organism in Eukaryota, Metazoa, Chordata, Lepidosauria, Squamata, Varanidae.